AGAUCAAACCCAAAAAGUUGAUUAUUGCUAUCUGUGUUAGCUGUUUGAUAUUACUGUUACUAUGGUACAUAAGUUAAUAUUGAGUAUAAUACUGAUACAUUUUUACACGGAAAAUGGUGUUGGCAUGUUCAUUUUUAAUCGCAGUGUAAUCACCUUGAAAACGAUGGGUUAUUUGGAGAAAAGAAAAAUAAAGCUGAUCAUCGACACAGAUGCUGGUGGUGACGACGCUGUCGCAAUUAUGAUGGCCCUAAAAGCUCACAAACAGGUCGAAGUAUUGGCCAUCACUUGUACAUACGGCAACACCUACGUCGAAAAUGUAGAGAAAAACGUUUUGAAAAUACUAGGCGAAGCAGAGAGGACUGAUAUACCAGUUUACAGGGGGGCGCAAAGGCCGCUAAUGGACAAAUUCAACGCUACCACGUACUUUGGUGAAGAUGGCUUCGGUGAUUUUCAAUUCGACAAGAACCUGACCCAAACGAUCGACGAGACGAUGCCAGCUGCUUUAGCCAUGAUCGAGCUGACGAAGAAAUAUCCAGGCGAAAUCAGUAUUCUGACGAUCGGUCCACUGACAAAUGCAGCGCAGGCAACUUUGCUGGACCCGAACUUCGCGAAGCGAGUCAAGCAAUUUUACUCGAUGGGUUCGCGCGUCACCGGAAGCGCAGAUCGUAACGGGAGGCCGCUUCAAGCCGAUUUUAAUUUCGGAUUGGACCCUUUGAGCGAUGCCAUAUUCUUCAACAACACGAGGCAAACGAAAAUUAGCAUUCUUCCUGGAAUGGCCAUAAGGAAGCACAUCAUCAGCGUGAAAUGGCGAAGAGAAGAAUUCGGCCGAAUUAAUUCUACGGUGGUAGAGUUUUUGAACAAAGCCGAGAAGUUAGCGCUGGAUAAGUGGGCAAGGUCUGACAAGUGGCCUCCGACAGACUCGGUGACUCUGGCAGUGGCAGUCUGGCCGAAAGACAUCGUCAAGACCAGCAGCCAAGGUCGCAUGCUAGCCAUCAAUUGUGGACCGAGCAAGGGCCUAGUGAAUUUCGUGAAAAACGACCCAGAGGGCUCGAACAACAUUGAGCUCGUCGACGAUUACGACCCGAUUUUCUUUAAAAAGAAGCUCGUCGAUUUAUUCUCGUAAUUAAAGCGUACAAUAUCAUUUCUAAUUGUUAAUUCCACUGCAAAAAAAUCUGUCCCCAGGCUGUGAUGUAAUAGAUUAUCAGUUAUCUUUAUAUCGUUGCCGUUAGUUUUAAAAGCUGGCGUUGUAAACUUAAGUUUGUAAUUUAUUUAAUUUUAAAGUGCAGUCCAGCGAUGUAAAAAACAGCCUCGAUCGCUGGCGCCAUCUCGCACCUACUGUGCCAAUUGAUAUUGUAUUUUCACUUUUUAUCGCGAUCACAUAGAGAUACAUAAUAUGCUAAAUGAUUACUGGAUCUGUCUACCAAGUGUAAAUAAAUAUAAGAC
Messenger RNA from Trichogramma pretiosum, 1443 nucleotides. Its product is annotated as probable uridine nucleosidase 1. NCBI's taxonomy places the organism in Eukaryota, Metazoa, Arthropoda, Insecta, Hymenoptera, Trichogrammatidae. The transcript has 4 exons. Bases 62 to 1123 code for a protein of 353 amino acids. Gene Ontology annotation, molecular function: hydrolase activity, hydrolyzing N-glycosyl compounds. The record is from RefSeq and is a predicted model, not a curated record.